Marasmius oreades (fairy-ring Marasmius) is the source of this 1879-nucleotide messenger RNA. RefSeq lists its product as uncharacterized. Lineage: Eukaryota; Fungi; Basidiomycota; Agaricomycetes; Agaricales; Marasmiaceae. The record is from RefSeq and is a predicted model, not a curated record. Gene Ontology annotation, molecular function: protein binding. The transcript has 5 exons. Bases 57 to 1490 code for a protein of 477 amino acids.
AGGACCUUAUAAAUAAUCUCAUGCGAUGAGUUCUCGGCCGUUACCUGCCUUCCUCCAUGUGUAAUGCGCAAGAGCUACCGUUUGAUCUGUUACCCCCAAUACUGGUGCAGUUGAGCGAUCGUCGGGACUUGCAUGCUUGUGCUCUUGUCAGCAAGGCCUUCAACCGUGUAACCACACCUUUACUCUACCAUACACUCGACUCCAGAGUCAUCUCGAAGCAUUUGAUACAUCAUCCGUCGGCGACACUGAAAGAGAAACCGCAUCUGGCGCAGUAUGUUAGGCAUGUCACGGAAACUGGUUCUGUUCACAGAGGACUUAUGCCAAGAUAUCCCAACAUUACUCAGGACACCUUGGCUGCGCUUUCUUCGUGUUCGAACUUGCAUUCGAUGACCUGGAUUGACGAUACAUCAACUACCGGCCCAAUACUGCUUGUCUUCCUGGCGGUGUUGCGAAAAUUACCUCUUCGAUCUCUCACCAUUCGUACACACAGCGAUAUCGGAGAGAAAGUCUGGCAGGAGCUCAUCACAUUUACCGGCCUUGAGAAGGUGUCAAUAUGGUGUAUGGAAGGGCCUCCUCGAGUUCUACAGGGUUGGUCAACUGCCCUUGGGAAGACGCUCACACAUCUUGAACUGGGACGAUGCGCCGGCGUUCCACCUACAAUUCUCAUUACAGUCAUCUCCCAUCUCCCUCUCCUGCGUGACCUUCGACUCAAGGGUGCACCAGCCAGUUCCAUUUGGCACAUCCUGUCUUAUCUACCUCAACUGAGAUCGCUCGACACUGAAUACCUUGGAGGAGGAGGAACAUCUGGUAACUUUCGCCGCACACAAUCGCUCCCCGUACCUGGACAAUCCGCUCACCUACAAAAGCAACCGCCGCUACCCACAUUGCGCAACCUGAUUGUUCGUGCGACAACUGUUGACCAGAAAAUAUGGUCAUGGAUACGUGAACUAGUUCCAAAUCCUGGCCUAGAGUCUCUUAAAAUUCAUGCUUUCACUCUUUUCGACAAUAGUAUGAUGUCCUACGUAGAGUCGAUCACUGGUAGUGGGCAUGCGACGAUUCCUCGCAUGUUCAUAUUGGACAUGGCAUUGGUCCAUAGGGAUACGCUGAAAAGAUUUGAAGUAGCUGGAGCUGGGUUAAUGACUUUGGGAGAUCUCGAUUGUUUGACUGGUGUGUUCCCCAAAUUAGAGGUUCUUGGGUGUAACGUAGCCAGUCGAGAUGCGAAUUCCAUCAAGCAAUCUAUACGAAGUGCGCGCAACCUUAUGACGUUGAUGGCGCAGAUACGGUGGAUACCAGACCAUACUGGUGCGGUGAGCCAGCACCAGUGGACCUGUUUCACUAUCGACGAUGCAAGAGACUUGAUGCUGAGGACAGAGGACAGUCGCCUUAGAACUAUUGGAGUGGGAUCAUUAUUGUAUGUGGGCAGAUGGAUUCACCCAGGGCCAAUCUUCGAAGUUGUUGAGAGCGUUGCGGGGGAUAAGUGGUCGACGUGAAUUUGAUCAUCUAAAGGAUUGGAAAAGGACUGUACAAAACAAGGAGGGUAUGUAUGUAUUCCUGGUCCUGCAAUUAAAUAAUCUUCUAGAGACACCGAAACUCAUCGUCGUCAACGUCGAUUGUUCUUCAAGAUUUACAAAUGGACUCACGUAGGACGUGCUCGGAUGGAGAGUGAGAUGAGAAGUUAGUGUUUUUCGCCCAUGGAACUUGGAGAUUUCCACGUAAAUGGAUCGCUCAGACAAAAUACAUCACGGAGGAGUGCACACUCAUGGUAGGGCCGAGCGCUUGCUGGAGGUAGCACAUAUAAAUAAUACGAGGAGAAACGGCAAAUGAAGAAGUGUGAAACGGUGUGGUGGACUACUAACAUUGAAUAAUAAAAGCGUAGCAG